Molecule: messenger RNA, 1029 nt
Organism: Mus musculus (house mouse)
Lineage: Eukaryota; Metazoa; Chordata; Mammalia; Rodentia; Muridae
Gene: Otor
Product: otoraplin
Exons: 4
Coding region: 108-494 (128 amino acids)
Cellular component (GO): extracellular region
Source: RefSeq, marked validated
GGGUUGGCCCCUUCCUAUUGGCUGGGUAUUUACCCAGAGAGUCAGCUUUCAAAUAAAAGAACCCUUGAAUCAGGCAAAGAGUGCUAGUCAAAACAGCAAGAAGGAAGAUGGCAAGGAUAUUGAUUCUUUUGCUUGGGGGCCUUGUGGUUCUAUGUGCCGGGCAUGGUGUAUUUAUGGAUAAACUUUCUUCUAAGAAGUUGUGUGCGGAUGAGGAGUGUGUCUAUACUAUUUCUCUGGCAAGAGCACAGGAAGAUUACAAUGCCCCAGACUGUAGGUUCAUCGAUGUCAAGAAAGGGCAGCAGAUCUAUGUUUACUCCAAGCUGGUAACAGAAAACGGAGCUGGAGAGUUUUGGGCUGGCAGUGUUUAUGGUGACCACCAGGAUGAGAUGGGAAUUGUAGGUUAUUUCCCCAGCAACUUGGUGAAGGAGCAGCGUGUAUACCAGGAGGCCACCAAGGAGAUCCCAACCACGGAUAUUGACUUCUUCUGUGAAUAAGAAAUUAAUUAAAACAGCAGAUAAAACAGAAACACCAGUGAUGAAGAAGAGAAGAAGUGGAAAUAACUGAACCUGUGUAUCUGUACCUUCCUGGCUUUAUUUGGUGGCAGGAGGUUGGAUCUUGAAGGUGCUAAGAUAUGGAAAUUGUCAACUCAGUCUUGUUUACUCUUGCCCCGGUCUUUCCACCAACUGCGACUACGUGCUGUGUGAAUCAUAUAGGUCAUUUAUAACCCAAUACUUAGCUUUCAGCGAGGAGAAUCUUUAUUUACUCAGUGAUGAACAUAUAAGGUGUUUUAUCUGUAGUUAUUUCUAAAUGGUCAUUCUCCCCAGCUCUGACUCCAUGUCCUUAAGCUUGCUGAGUUAGAAGUCUGACUUUUGGGUGUGUUUUCUGUUAUUUGUCUCUCUGGUCAUGUGAAGUCUUAAUAAUGUAUUUGUCAUGAUAACUUCCUAUUGUUACUUUUUAUAUCUGAUGCCCUUGGAUAGAAGAAUGUUAGGUAUAAAACAAGUUUUUGUACUCAUAAACAUUUGGACUAUG